AUGCCCGGAGCCACUAAACGUCGCGCCGAGCCCGAUGCGGACCUCACCAAGACAGAGUUCGAGACGAGCGAAGGCGUCGAAGUGGUGCCGACAUUCGAUCAGAUGGGCCUACGCGAGGACCUCGUCCGCGGCAUCUACGCCUACGGAUUCGAGAAGCCUUCAGCGAUUCAGCAGCGCGCCAUCAAGCCAGUUAUCGGGGGACGUGACGUGAUCGCACAGGCCCAAUCCGGAACGGGUAAAACCGCCACCUUCUCCAUCUCGGUGCUGCAGAUGCUCGACGUUCAAGUUCGCGAAACACAAGCACUCGUCCUUUCACCAACUCGCGAGUUGGCAACGCAGAUUCAGAAGGUCGUUCUUGCGCUCGGCGACUACAUGAACGUGCAGUGCCACGCGUGCAUCGGAGGGACCAACGUCGGAGAAGACAUCCGCAAGCUCGACUAUGGCCAGCACGUCGUUUCCGGAACACCCGGUCGCGUCUUCGACAUGAUCCGCCGCAGAAAUCUCCGCACCCGCUCAAUCAAGCUGCUGGUGCUCGACGAAGCCGACGAGAUGCUGAACAAGGGAUUCAAAGAACAACUUUACGACAUCUACCGCUAUCUGCCCCCGGGCUGCCAGGUCGUGCUCCUUUCCGCCACACUUCCCCACGAGAUCCUCGAGAUGACGGCCAAGUUCAUGACCGACCCCGUCCGCAUCCUUGUCAAACGUGACGAGUUGACGCUGGAGGGCAUCAAGCAGUUCUUCGUCGCCGUCGACAGGGAGGAGUGGAAGUUCGACACGCUCGUCGACCUGUACGACACGCUGACCAUCACCCAGGCGGUACUCUUCUGCAACACGCGCAGAAAGGUCGAUUGGCUCACCGAGAAGAUGAAGGAGGCCAACUUCACCGUUUCCUCAAUGCACGGAGAGAUGGAACAGAAAGAACGCGAGCAGAUCAUGAAGGACUUCCGCGCCGGAACGUCGCGUGUCCUGAUCUCGACCGAUGUGUGGGCCCGUGGUUUGGAUGUGCCGCAAGUCUCCCUCGUCAUCAACUACGAUUUGCCCAACAACCGUGAGCUGUACAUUCACCGCAUCGGCCGAUCAGGUCGUUUCGGACGCAAGGGUGUUGCCAUCAACUUUGUCAAGAACGACGACGUUCGCAUCCUUCGCGAUAUUGAACAAUAUUAUUCUACUCAAAUCGACGAAAUGCCGAUGAACAUCGCGGAUAUGAUC
Molecule: messenger RNA, 1209 nt
Organism: Mesorhabditis spiculigera
Lineage: Eukaryota; Metazoa; Nematoda; Chromadorea; Rhabditida; Rhabditidae
Source: the annotation of a GenBank genome assembly